Molecule: messenger RNA, 820 nt
Organism: Cryptomeria japonica (Japanese cedar)
Lineage: Eukaryota; Viridiplantae; Streptophyta; Pinopsida; Cupressales; Cupressaceae
Product: early light-induced protein 2, chloroplastic-like
Exons: 3
Coding region: 123-650 (175 amino acids)
Source: RefSeq, a predicted model, not a curated record
CAUAGAGAGAAUCUAUCAAUCAUUCAAGAGAAAGUUGAGGAAAUCUACUAAUUAUCAAUUUUACCGUAGGAAGUCUUCGAGAUACAAGUACAGAUCCACUGUUUCGUAGCACUCACUCAGCAAUGGCGGCCGUGGCUUCAAUGAUGAUGAAAGCGCCCACAGCCCUUAACUGCGGGGCAGUACAAAGGAAUAGUGUGUAUAAUAUCAGUAGAUUGCCUCACAGUGGCCUCAAAGUCAAGUGCAUGGCUAAGGAUCCACAGGAAACGUCUCCUACUGAAGGCGUUUCAUCUUCAAGCUCUACAAAGAUGAGCACGAGGUUUGGAGACCUGUUUGCGUUCUCAGGGCCAGCGCCGGAGAUAAUCAAUGGAAGGGCGGCCAUGUUGGGGUUCGUCUCGGCCAUUGCAGUGGAGGUGGCCAGUGGAAGAGAUUUGUUGUCACAGGUGAAUAGUGGAGGACUGUCGUGGUUUGUGUUAACUGCAGGAUUAAUGACGGUAGGCACACUAGUGCCCCUGUUCAAUGGAAUAUCGAGGGAGAGCAAGUCGCAGCAAAUAUUUUCAUCCACAGCAGAAAUGUGGAAUGGGCGCUUUGCUAUGCUUGGACUCCUGGCAUUGGCCUUCACCGAAUACGUCAAGGGCGGACCACUUGUAUAAACACCAUCAUAGUUCUUCCUGUUUAAAAAUAGGCUUCAAUGUUGAAAGCUCUUAAAUGGCAUUCCAAUCUAGUGGAGUUUUCUUGUACUGUUUGGCAUGUCACAAAGUUCUAUUACUCACAAACUUGUAAACAUUUCAAUCUUACAUUAUAAAAGAAAAUUAGUUCGAAA